This is a messenger RNA of Medicago truncatula (barrel medic), 2612 nucleotides long. RefSeq names its product kinesin-like protein KIN-13B. Bases 230 to 2260 code for a protein of 676 amino acids. The record is from RefSeq and is a predicted model, not a curated record. Gene Ontology annotation, biological process: microtubule depolymerization; microtubule-based movement. Gene Ontology annotation, molecular function: microtubule motor activity; ATP binding; microtubule binding. NCBI's taxonomy places the organism in Eukaryota, Viridiplantae, Streptophyta, Magnoliopsida, Fabales, Fabaceae. Gene Ontology annotation, cellular component: microtubule. The transcript is spliced from 12 exons.
AACCCAUCCCCACACGCGCUUCUUCUCUGCUUAAUCAUUUCAUGUCAACACGAGCUUCCGCUCUUCUUCACUUUUCACAUACACUUUAACUUUUCCUUUUAAAAUUUCAAACUCAAAUUUUCUCUCAUUUUCCACUAAUUUUUUCCCGAGAAAAUUUCUUCAACAAAAAGAAGCAAAAAGCAUCAGAAUCAUUGCUGAAACAAGAAAUUCAUUCAGAAUUUCGUUAUCCAUGCCGCGAUCAAGUUCAGGAAUUCAUCACCAGCGUCAAAACUCUGAUAAUUUCAUCCUUGACGCAAAUUAUCAUGGAAGAUGGUUUCAUCCUUCAUCUUUUGCGCAGGAAUAUGGAACUCGAUCUUCGAGUUUGAGGAAGAAUGACGAUGAUCGUUUGUUUACUAGUGGAUUGCUUGACUUGCAUUCGUUUGAUACUGAGCUUUUACCAGAGGGACAGUAUUUUGAUGACUCUGAGCCGAUUUUCCCGGGGAACAAACCCGCGUCAAGGUCUCGGGGCUUGCAUGAGAGCAAUGUUCUUAGAAGUUUAUCAGCCGAUAAGGAGAGAGCAAACAAUGUUGCUAAGAUCAAAGUUGCGGUUAGAAAGAGACCACUAAAUAAAAAGGAAAUAGCGAAGAAAGAGGAAGAUAUUAUUACCAUAGAUUCAAAUUUUCUCACAGUUCAUGAAAGAAAACUCAAGGUUGACUUGACAGAAUACGUCGAGAAACAUGAGUUCUUUUUUGAUGCCGUGCUAGAUGAAGAUGUUUCAAAUGAUGAAGUGUAUGCUGAGACUGUGGAGCCCAUAGUUCCAUUGAUAUUCCAAAAAACAAAAGCAACUUGCUUUGCAUAUGGCCAAACUGGGAGUGGGAAGACGUAUACUAUGCAACCAUUGCCUCUCAAAGCAUCCCAAGAUAUUUUAAGAUUAAUGUACCGCACAUACCAGAGCCAAGGUUUCCAAUUAUACGUUAGUUUUUUCGAAAUAUAUGGGGGAAAACUGUUUGAUCUCCUCAAUGAUAGAAAAAAACUUUUCAUGAGGGAGGAUGGUAAACAGCAGGUUUGCAUUGUUGGCUUGCAAGAAUACAGAGUUUUUGAAGUUGAAACGAUCAAACAAUUUAUUGAGAAAGGAAAUGCUACAAGAAGUACUGGUACAACCGGUGCAAAUGAGGAAUCGUCUCGAUCUCAUGCUAUACUUCAACUUGUUAUCAAGAGAUCAGCUGAUGGGUCUGAAUCAAAGCCAGCUCGAGUUAUAGGCAAACUAUCUUUCAUAGAUUUGGCUGGAAGUGAACGCGGUGCAGAUACUACUGAUAAUGAUAAGCAGACCAGGAUCGAAGGUGCUGAAAUUAAUAAAAGCUUACUUGCACUGAAAGAAUGCAUUAGAGCCCUAGACAAUGACCAAGGGCAUAUCCCUUUCAGAGGAAGUAAAUUGACAGAAGUUCUGCGAGACUCUUUCGUUGGUGAUUCACGGACUGUAAUGAUAUCUUGCAUUUCUCCAAGCUCAGGUUCAUGUGAGCAUACUCUCAACACAUUGAGAUAUGCUGACAGGGUAAAGAGCCUUUCAAAGGGUAAUAGCUCCAGAAGGGAUCCCCUUUCUUCAUCAAACCUUAGAGAGUCAACUGUAUUACCGGUUUUACCAAAUGAUAAUACCUUUGAGGAUGAAAUAACAUAUGCUUCCAGUGAGAGGAAUCAAUUUGGAUGGUCUAAACAGCCUGAAAGAGAACCCUCACUUCCAACUAAUGUGGACCGUGUUGGAAGUGGUAGGAUGGAGGGGAAUUUGGCACCAUCUUUGUACUCUGACCAACAAAGGAGUCAACGGGGUAUUCAAAAUGACAGAGCUGAAAAGGAAAAUGAAUACCUAGCACCAACAUAUGUGAAAGACAGAACAAGAAAAGCGAGCAAGAGGGUGGAUAACAACCAGUUAUCUGCUGUGGAAGACAAAAAGAAGAUAGGAUCUCGUGCUAAACAUGUUAAUCUACCACAUGUUGAGAAUACACAUUCUGAUCCUGAUGAUGAUUUUAAUGCUCUUCUGAAGGAUGAGGAAGAUCUUAUAACUGCCCACCGUAGACAAGUGGAGGAAACAGUAGAUAUUGUUAGGGAGGAGAUGAAUUUACUCUUUGAAGCCGACCAACCAGGAAAUCAAUUGGAUGAUUAUAUUUCCAAAUUGAAUACCAUUUUAACUCAAAAGGCUGCAGGAAUAUUUCAAUUGCAGGCGCAGUUGGCUCAAUUCCAGAAACGUUUAAAUGAGUACAACGUUUUCUCAUUUUCUGGUGACUGAUUGUGCUUAUAAGAAAAUAGUUUGAUCUGUUGUAAGUUUGAAUUUUCUGUGCUCCAGAUAUUGCUGCUAAGAUUUCAUUGGCGUGGAUCGGUGUGUACAUAAAGAAUGUUGAUAAGAUCACUGGUUUUUGGAGUCCAGAAAUAAGAUUUGACCCUUCCUUUGUUUUACAUUUUGAACUAUAUACAAAAUGUAUGGCCACAUGCUUGUUUGGCAUAACAUGUGGAGUGCUGUGUGUACAUUACUUACACAGUCAAAUUACCCUGUUGGGUUGUUGCUUGUAUUUUGCAACGACAUAGAAUCUUCAUGUCACAUUUUUCUGUUGUAUACAAGCUUCCUUGAUGCACUUUGAUUA